Molecule: messenger RNA, 1887 nt
Organism: Erinaceus europaeus (western European hedgehog)
Lineage: Eukaryota; Metazoa; Chordata; Mammalia; Eulipotyphla; Erinaceidae
Gene: ARSA
Product: arylsulfatase A
Exons: 9
Coding region: 242-1765 (507 amino acids)
Molecular function (GO): arylsulfatase activity
Source: RefSeq, a predicted model, not a curated record
AGCCCUCCGGGCCCAGCCCGACCCGGUAGGGUGCGGGGUCCUAGUCGCGGGCCGCGCAGCAGGACCCUGCGCGCCCCUCGGAGCACCGCGCCGGCCUUCGGCAUCUCGAGCGCAGGUCACGGGACCGGGGGGCGGGGCGGCCGAGGCGGAAGACGGCGGCGCCGGUGGCGGUCCCUGAAGCUGCCGCUUGGCCUUACACUGUCCCAGGAGCUCGGGGGCGCAUCUGGGAGCAUUGGGCACCAUGGACGCAUUGUGGGGCCUCACUCUGGCCUUGGCUGCAAGUCUGGCUGCUGCCAUGCCACCCAACAUCCUGCUGAUCUUCGCGGAUGAUCUGGGCUACGGGGACCUGGGUUCCUACGGGCACCCCACUUCCACCACCCCCAACCUGGACCAGCUGGCCGCAGGGGGGCUGCGAUUCACCGACUUCUACGUGGCCGCCUCUGUGUGCACGCCCUCCCGGGCUGCCCUCCUGACAGGCCGGUACCCAGUGCGAAUGGGCCUGUACCCUGGAGUUCUGUACCCCAGCUCCCGGGGGGGCAUGCCCCUGGAGGAGGUGACUAUAGCUGAGAUACUGGCUGCCCGAGGCUACCUAACAGGGAUGGCUGGCAAGUGGCACCUUGGGGUGGGGCCUGAAGGAGCCUUUCUGCCCACUCACCAGGGCUUUCAUCGAUACCUGGGCAUCCCUUACUCCCAUGACCAGGGCCCUUGCCAAAACUUGACGUGCUUCCCGCCGGCCACCCACUGCGAGGGCAUGUGUGACCAGGACUUGGUCCCAAUCCCGCUGCUGGCAAAUCAAACAGUGGAGGCACAGCCUCCCUGGCUGCCUGGACUGGAAACUCGCUAUAUCAACUUUGCCCGCGAGCUCAUGACUGAUGCCCAGCACCAGGGCCGCCCCUUCUUCCUCUACUAUGCCUCCCAUCACACCCACUACCCCCAGUUCAGUGGGCAGAACUGUGCCGGGCGCUCAGGCCGGGGGCCAUUUGGGGACUCCCUGAUGGAGCUGGAUGCAGUUGUGGGGACCCUGAUGACAAUUAUUGGAGACUUGGGGCUUCUGGGAGAGACACUGGUCAUCUUCACUGCAGACAAUGGCCCGGAGACGAUGCGGAUGUCCCAUGGCGGCUGCUCUGGCCUCCUGCGAUGCGGAAAAGGGACCACGUUCGAAGGGGGUGUCCGUGAGCCUGCUCUGGCCUUCUGGCCAGGCCACAUUGCUCCUGGUGUCACCCACGAGUUAGCCAGCUCCUUGGACCUGCUCCCCACUCUGGCAUCCUUGAGCGGGGCCCAGCUGCCUAAUGUCACCUUGGAUGGCUUUGAUCUCAGCCCCCUUCUGCUGGGCACAGGCAAGAGCCCCCGGCAGUCUCUCUUCUUCUAUUCAUCCCAACCUGAUGAGGUCAACGGAGUCUUUGCUGUGCGGCAUGGGAAAUACAAGGCUCACUUCUUCACCCAAGGCUCUGUCCACAGCGACACCACUGCGGACCCAGUCUGUCAUGCUUCUAACCCCCUGACCCCCCAUGAACCCCCACUGCUCUAUGACCUAUCUGAGGACCCUGGUGAGAACUACAAUCUCCUGAUGCAUACGACCGAAGUCACGGCAGAGGCAUUACAGGCACUGAAGCAAAUUGAGUUACUCAAGGCCCAGUUUGAUUCUUCAAUGACCUUUAGCCCCAGUCAGAUGAACCUGGGUAUGGACCCUUCCCUACAAAUCUGCUGUCAACCCAGCUGCAACCCCCGGCCGUCCUGCUGCUUCUGCCCAGAGCCCCAGCACUGAGGGCACACGGUGAGGCCAGCCCGGCCCCUCUUCCUGCCCGGGCCUGUGCUUGUACACUACUCUGGGCCUGUGUGUGGAGGUCAUUUGUUUCUGAGAGCCAAUAACACCAGAUGACUCUUGUA